This is a messenger RNA of Corylus avellana, 1650 nucleotides long. Its product is annotated as Transducin/WD40 repeat-like superfamily protein. The record is from RefSeq and is a predicted model, not a curated record. Gene Ontology annotation, molecular function: protein binding. NCBI's taxonomy places the organism in Eukaryota, Viridiplantae, Streptophyta, Magnoliopsida, Fagales, Betulaceae.
UCUUUAUUCUUCUCUUUACAACCCCGCUCCCCUUUUACUCUCCCUCUUCUCUCUCUCACUCUCUCUCUCUCUCUCUCUCUCUAUGUUUUUCGUAUUACCCUUUUCCAUUAUAGACUCAGCGAGAGAGAAACAGAGUAAUCCAAUGGAUGCUGUAGCCGGAGAAACCGUUAAACCUUCAACCCCUUUAUUGUCUGCAGCAACAAGCACCAGCAGCCUUAGUAGUACCAGCAGCGAGGCCGAUGAUAGCCCGGCAACAUCCCACCGUUUCGAGCUCCUGGAUGUUAAGGGUCAGUUAUCUUGUGUAACUGUUUCUGGGUCACACUCAUAUCGACCGUUGGCGGUUCUUUCCGGCCAUAUUGGCUCUGUUUCUUGUCUGGCCUUAUGCGGUGAAUUCAUAUUGAGCGCUUCACAAGGCAAGGAUAUCAUAGUUUGGCAGCAGCCUGAUUUGAGGUUGUUCACAAAGUUUGGACAGGGAGAUGGGUCUGUGAAGGCGCUUGUAACGGUCGGAAACAAGGUCUUUACAGCGCACCAAGAUAGCAGGAUCAGAGUUUGGAAGGUGUCAAGAAGCUCAGAGAAUGUUUUCAGGCUUGUUGACACCCUUCCGACAACUAAGGACUAUUUGGGGAAGUUCAUGAAGCAGAGCAAUUAUGUUCAAACUCGGCGGCAUCACAAGAAGUUGUGGAUUGAACAUGCGGAUAGUAUUUCUUGCUUGGCGGCCGAAAAUGGGUUAAUUUACUCAGGAUCAUGGGAUAAGACCCUUAAGGUGUGGAGGCUAUCAGAUUUGAAGUGCUUGGAAUCGAUCAAGGCACAUGAUGAUGCAAUUAAUGGGUUGGUGGCAAGUAAAGGGAUUGUGUAUUCUGCUUCCGCGGAUGGGAAGAUUAAGGCUUGGGGAAAGGAGGGGAAGAGCUCACAUUCUUUGAAGGGAAUUUUGGAGGGUCAUAAGGAUGUUUCACUGAAUUCAGUGGUGGUUUCAGAGGAUGGAAAAUGGGUUUAUGGAGGAGGAUCAGAUGGGUUUGUGAUGGGGUGGGAGGGGAGUGGGAAUUUUGCGAGUUGGAAGGUUGUUAAUGAAACAAAAGCACAUCAAAUGGCUGUUCUGUGUAUGUCUCUAAUGGGGGAGAUAUUGUGCAGUGGCUCUGCAGAUAAAAGUAUUGGUAUUUGGAAAAGAGAGGCUUAUGGGAAGCUUAGUAAAUUUGGUGUCAUAAGCGGCCAUGAAGGUCCAGUCAAGUGUUUGCAGGCAUCACCUAGCAAUGUUGGUGGUGGAUUCUUGCUUUACAGUGGAAGCCUUGAUAAAAGCAUAAGAGUAUGGUGGGUUUCCAAGCACUCAGUUAAUAGAGAUGAUGGCGCCUCUCCAAGGGAAAAUACAGUGAAGAAUUCUAUUGUUUUGUGUUAGGAAGUUCUUUCAUGGUUUGUGUAAUGAAGCACCGGUUCCCUUUUUCAGUGUCUGCAGUGCUUCCAAAAUUGGUCUUGUAGUUUCUUCUUGUCCAUAGUCAUACAAACAUCAAAGAGUGGAGAAUCAAAGGCAAAAAGAAGGGCAGAGUUGAAGCCUAACAUGUCUUAGAGUUGGUUUUUGGGGUUUGAGAUUUUAUUGUGUAGUUAUACGAUAAAGUCUUGUUUGUUUGUUUGUGAUUUUGUUUUUGUUUUUGUUUUCCC